This is a messenger RNA of Schistocerca nitens (vagrant locust), 2271 nucleotides long. RefSeq names its product mucin-2-like. The record is from RefSeq and is a predicted model, not a curated record. NCBI's taxonomy places the organism in Eukaryota, Metazoa, Arthropoda, Insecta, Orthoptera, Acrididae. The transcript has 3 exons. Bases 38 to 1189 code for a protein of 383 amino acids.
CCCUGGACCGUGCUGAGCUGUGACCAAAGACGCCGACAUGAGGGGGCUGGUGGCACUCCUGCUGCUACUGGUUGGCGGCUUGAUGGACGCGGUGGCCCUGCCCGCCAGACCUCCAGCGUCCGACACUCACCAGCUGCUGCCGCCGGCACUUCAUGGGAGGCAUCACCAGGAGGCCUCCAACAGUCCACAUGUGCCGAAGAGUCGACGUACUUCCGAGCUGAUCGAGACGAUGGUGUUGAUGGCGGCAACAGCAGAGCAUGCAGAUACAAAUAAGAGACCAGCAGAGAAGUUGGCGACUCCUGGAGAUGUGUCGAGAACAUAUAUGGCCACAACAGAACCGAUGCAAGAUACUACAGUUACAAUAGACACAACACCACUGGAGACGGAAGCGCCUACGGAAACGACAGAAGAGCCUAUAGGUACAACUGACACAAUGGCUACUGAAGAUACAUCGGAAAUAAGUACGACGGGACUGACGACUGAUGAGACAACAAUACUGGAUUCGACAACGGCGGAAGAUGCAACAUGGACGGUAGAUACGACCAUCACAACAUUAAUACCAACGACAACUGGUAUUCCAUCGGAGUCUACAUCAAAAGUGACGACGACGACGGCGACGGCAACACCGGCAACAACAACAACAACGCAACACCCAUCUUCGGCACCACCACCAGAAUCUACAUCGACAACGACAACCACAAUCGCAACAACGCAGUACCCAUCUACAGUCCUACCGCCGGAGCCUACAUCCACAACAACAACAACAGAGCAUCCGCCCACUGCACAACCACCAGAAUCUACAUCGACAACGACAACCACAACCACAACAACGCAGUACCCAUCUACAGUCCUACCGCCGGAGCCUACAUCCACAACAACAACAACAGAGCAUCCGCCCACUGCACAACCACCAGAAUCUACAUCGACAACGACAACCACAACCACAACAACGCAGCACCCAUCUACAGUCCAACCGCCGGAGCCUACAUCCACAACAACAACAACAACAGAGCAUCCACCCACUGCAUCACCACCAGAGUCUACAUCCUCAACAGCCACGACGACCACGACGACGGCUCAUCCGCUGCCGCCAGUGGAUUCCACGACGUCGACCUCGACCAUGACUACCACAACUACGAGCACUGCAAGAGUUCCUCUUGUGUCACAGACUCCAGUUCAUUCAGUGUAAUUUACAGGUCAAUUUCCACUUUGUCCAUUUACUCAUAACUACACAACCCACGCUGACAAUCAGACGAUUUUUACUUGCCGUUGUGUACCGGAAACUUCACAACCAUAGUGCGUCAAAGACCUUCCGCAAGACUUUCUCCUUUCGGUUCGUCAGAGUAGAGAUAUAGCUUGUUAUAUGACCUGUAUUGUAUGUGUUAACGUAAUAGUAUUCUACAGUUCUUCCAAGCUGUGAUGCUGCAUAUGAUACAAAAGCAGUAUAAAGCAUUACUUUUCCUUUCACUUUUUUGUUUUUAUUUAUGCUGGGAGUUACAAAAAGAAUUCUGUGAAAAUGACUCCCCCCACCACACUACGAAAUUAAAUAGUGAGCAAAUACGGAGCUUAAUAUGGUUUUUUGCGAUAAUUUAACAAAUAUGGCAAGUAUAACUUAUAUAAUAUAGAGGUUAACAUCUUUUCCACAACAAGUUUCUGCAUAUUCGUUAGGCGACGAUCGCCAUACUUCUCUCUGCGGGCUUAUUCUUGUGACUGAAGCCAGAAAUGCGUUUUUGGUGUAGUAAUAUCUACUUCAAUGUUGUGAACCACCUACCUGGUCUCUAGGCCUUUGCCAGCGCUCAGUAAUAGCACCUAGAACAUCAUUAUUGUACAGAGAAAUUUAUUGGUCCAACCUUGCACUAUUUAAAUUAUCACUAACAUUAUUUUUUGUGUUUGGUUAUUAGCCACUCUAGUUUUCAAGCAUUUGUAAUAUUAUGCUCAACAAUUGACCAAUUUUUGAACAGAACAAUGUAUGUUUUCUGUUCAAACUUCUGUCCUCUCACACCGCAAGUUUUGUCGUAAGCAAUCAUUGGCUGGAAAAAAUUUAAUCGUGUUAUUAUAAUAAGGUACAAUAAUUUUUGUAAACUAAAAACACACCAAAUGUGGUAAUUAUGUCUCGAGGAAUGAACAUUUAGACAGCACACAGAUAGGGAAAGAUCUCCAAGUGCAACAAAUUUUUUAAGUAAAUUUCUUUCACAAUAACACUAAGAUGACAACAGCCAUAGAAAAGAAUCUAUUAUUACGAAAAAACUUUAUUUUUUAAUAUUAAGAUGA